GUCAGUUUCAUGCAGGCACACAAUCAUUAUCACGGAGCAGUGAAAUUCAAUGUCGCAUGAAAUUCGCGCGUAAAAUUACAACAAAAAAUAAAAGACGAAAUUCUUAUAUUUUUUAUUCAUUUUUUUACAAUAACGUAUUUAAAAAGUGAUGACGUCAAACUUACAGAAUUCCUUGGAUAAUUUGUUAGUACAAUUGGGUGAUUUCGGAAAAUAUCAAACUUUUAUUUUAUUCUUCGUGUGUUAUGCGGUUACUCUACAUUACAUUCAGCAGUCCAUGUGGCUUUUGUGUUCACUGCAAUAAGUACUGAAUAUAGGUGUGAAAUACCAGGAUGCGACACAAACACUAGCGGCUUUGAACCUGCCUGGUUAAAAAAUGUUGUGCCAUUCGAAAAAAAUCGGCCUGUUAAAUGUGAGAUGUUUGCAAAACUCGAAAAUGAAACAUGUAGCAUAGAUUUGAAAAAUAAUGAAGUAGUUAAAUGUAGUUCCUUUGUAUAUCAAACCCAAGAAAAAAGUAUUUUGCAGGAGUACGAUUUACACUGUGAAAACAAUUUAUGGAAACUAACAUUGGUUGGAACCAUAAACAACAUUGGCCAGUUCUUUGGGCUUUUUAUAUCUGGCAUGUUAUCGGAUAGAUUUGGAAGAAAACAAGUCCUGAUUUGGGGCAUGAUAGGUUGUGCCACAUGUGGUAUAAUCAGAGCUUUCAUGCCGACAUAUGAAUUGUUUUUGGUGUUCGAGUUUCUUGAUGCAGCCUUUGGUGCUGGUACAUACAUUUGCGGCUUCGUUUUGGGUGUCGAGUUGGUUGGUCCUAAGAAAAGGGUUCUAACUGGAGUAAUAUCAAGUUCUUGUUAUGCACUAGGCGAAAUUUUUGCUGCGGGUGUUGCCUGGAUUCUACAAUCAUGGAGACCAAUUAUAUUUACCUUAUACAGCCCAAUAUUCUUGAUUAUAACCUUUAUAUGGAUAGUACCGGAAUCAGUAAGAUGGAGUUUAAGCAAAGGCAGAAUAGAAGAGGCCAAGAAAACGUUAAGAAAAGUUGCCAAAGUUAAUCACAAAGAACUUUCCGAAAACACAUUGGAUAAACUAAGUCUAAUGAUGCAAGAUGAGCCAAUAAAAUCUAAAAACCCAUUCAGAGAAGUACUGCAAUCCACACCUAUAAUGCUUCGUUUAAUUAAUUGCUGCUUCUGCUGGAUUACCUGUGCCUUUUUGUUUUAUGGUUUAACUCUAAAUUCUGUGGCACUGGCUGGAAACAGUUAUUUGGAUUUCAUACUAUCGGCUGUCGUUGAGAUUCCAGCUUAUAUCAGUUGUAACUUUAUUGUUGAUAGGUGGGGAAGAAGGAAGACUUUAAGCUGGUCCUACAUUUUAACUGGAGCCGCUUGCGCUGGGUUCAUAUUUAUGCCUCCACAUUUGGAAUGGGGAUCUUUAGUAGUAUACCUAAUUGGUAAAUUUGGUGCCACUGCAGCCUUCACUAUUCUUUAUGUUCUUACUAGCGAAAUGUUCCCCACACCCAUGAGACACUCCUUUAUGGGAACAUGUUCCACUUUUGGAAGAAUAGGGUCCAUGGUAUCUCCACAAACGCCCCUUUUGGCUCAAAUAUGGAAACCACUUCCUUUAGUAAUGUUCUCCUCUAUGUCCCUUAUCGCAGGACUUCUUACUCUUCUAUUUCCAGAAACGCACAACACCAAAUUGCCAGAUACAAUGGAAGAAGCAAUAGAAAUAGGCAAAUAAAAUAAUUAUAGAAACAAACUAAUUAAAUAAUUAUUAUAAUUAUAAUCUGUGAUCUAGGUAUCUGUAUUAUUGUAUAAAUAUAUUAUAUAUUAAUUUUUAAUAGUUAGAACUGUUGUUCUAAUGAAGUUAUAUAAUAUUUAUUUUUAUAUAAAGUUAUAUGUUCCUGUGAAAGUUAACUAUACUGAUUUUACGUAGUCUUAAGUAUUAAAAGUAAAUUAAAAAAUAAAAUGUAUAUUUUAUAAAUGUCUAUUACAUUUAAUUAAUUAAUUUUAAAAUACAAUAUUUUUAUUCA
Brassicogethes aeneus is the source of this 2014-nucleotide messenger RNA. Lineage: Eukaryota; Metazoa; Arthropoda; Insecta; Coleoptera; Nitidulidae. The record is from the annotation of a GenBank genome assembly.